Molecule: messenger RNA, 1380 nt
Organism: Hirsutella rhossiliensis
Lineage: Eukaryota; Fungi; Ascomycota; Sordariomycetes; Hypocreales; Ophiocordycipitaceae
Product: zinc-binding dehydrogenase domain-containing protein
Exons: 2
Coding region: 1-1380 (459 amino acids)
Molecular function (GO): oxidoreductase activity, acting on NAD(P)H
Source: RefSeq, a predicted model, not a curated record
AUGGUCGCCAAAACCAGCCAGCGUGCAAUCGUCGCGCAAGGGUCCGGGUGGGCCAAGCUCGUCGACGACCGCCCCAUCCCCAAGCUCCGCGACGGCUACAUGCUCGUCAAGACCAAGGCUGUGGCGCUAAACCCGACUGACUGGAAGCACAUCAAGUCGCUCGUCGCCGAGGCGGGCCCCGUGGUCGGCUGCGACUACGCCGGCGUCGUCGAGGAGGUCGGCCCCAAGGUCACAAAGGGCUUCAAGCCGGGCGACCGCGUCUGCGGCGUGGUGCACGGGUCCAACGACGUGCAACCCGAGGACGGCGCCUUUGCCGAGUACAUUGUAGUCAAGGCAGACGUGCAGAUCAAGGUGCCCGCCGCCAUGGACAUCAACGAGGCCGCCACCCUCGGCGUCGGCAUCACCACCGUCGGCCAGGGCCUGUACCAGACGCUGGGCCUAGCGUUGCCGACAGCGCCCAUCCAUAAGCCCGUGCACGUCUUGAUCUACGGCGGAAGCACGGCCACUGGCACGCUCGGUAUCCAGUUUGCCAAGCUGUCGGGCUACACCGUCGUCACAACCUGCUCGUCGCACAACAUGGACCAGGUCAAGGCCCUCGGGGCCGACGCGGCAUUCGACUACAACGACGCCGAUUGCGCAAACAAGAUACGCGCAUACACCGGCGACAAGCUGACCCUUGCGUGGGACACCAUCUCCGUCCCUGCCUCGGCCCAGAUCUGUGCCGACUCGCUUGCAUCGUCCGAGCCCGGCCUAAAGUACGCGUCCCUCCUCCCCGGCAAGUUCCCGCGCAGCGGCGUCGAGGUUUCGUCUACCUUGGCGUACACCGCCCUGGGCGAGGACUUUAAGUUUGGCAACCUGCAGAUGGCGGCCAAGCCGGAGGACUUGAAGUUUGCCGCAAGGUUUUGGGAUAUUACUCGAGAGCUGCUCGAGAAGAAGAAGCUCAAUGUCCGCCCACCGCAUGUCGAACCCGGGCUGGACAAGGUGUUGGACGGCCUAAAGGCCCUGGAGGAGAAUAAAGAACCACCCAUCACCGUCCCCCGCUCCCGCGAGAAGUGGCGCGACAACUACGCCGCUAUGCGCCUUCACGCCAUGGGCGCGCUUCCCUGGCCGCUGCAGGUCUUCGGCUGGUUCGCGUAUCGGGCCGUCGAGAGGGGGAUCUACGGGAAGGGCCCGGGUCGCUUGGAAGACGACGAGGUGCUCGAGCUCAAGACGGAGGUGUGGGAGAGCGACGACGCCCUGCUGGCUGAGUCGAAGCGCUCGGCCGACGGAGCCGGCGAGCCGUUCUGGGUCCUCGGCGGCCCGGAGCCGACAGACGCGCAUGCCGCCGUGUACGGCUUUGUCGUGAGCGCCCUGGUGUGCGGCGCGGACGUCGCAAGGUGA